AUGAACCAAAACCGUUUUGAAACCAUUUACGUGUUUGAAGAGUUCGCCAGGAGCCUGUUUGCCCUCUCAAAGGUUGCCGCUCUGGUUUUUCAGAAACUUCUGGAGAAUCCGUUGCUGUACGCGUCUCAUAUCACUAGACUCUGUCACCUUACGGAGACCAUCUUGGCAAUCACUGAAGUCCAACUAGCCUUUCAAAAAAGUCCAACAGACCUUCAAACUGUGACUUGUGCAAAUGAGCAGUUUGAAGAUGUUGUUGCGCCUGAAUUUAGUUUAGAACAUGCUAUUAUUUGCCCCAAGCUGUUGACUCGUUUUUCUCCAACUCCUGGCCUUCUCGAUAUUCCUCUUGGCUGUCUUGUUGCUCGUUAUAGAGGAAAACGUUUUGAGUUUCGGGACUCCAGUGCAAGCUUGAGUGGCACUUUGGAUACACCAGCGAUUCUUAGUGACCGAUGCAAGGUAAGUGGGAUUGGCAAGAACGGUAACGGGUUUGUGAGCUUGUGCUCGAGAUAUGUCUCACCACAUUGGUUUACACAGAGUCCACUUGCCCAUACUGUCAUUCCGGGUAUGAACAUCUCAGAGAUUCUUGAGUUUGAAAUACGUUCUACUGUCUACAAUACCAAGGCACCCUCACCAUUGACUGUUUCUUGUGUGACAGUUCAACUUUUGGAGCUCACCAGCACUAGCGCCCCAGUAUCCCCGUCAAGCUCCAUCGAUUCGCUUGAGACUACUAAAAGUCUUCUCGUCAAAACGUUGCUGACAAUAAGUUGUUGUGAGAAGAUAGGCGAUUCGAUGCCUUUUCCGAUUUCCAAGACAUUGUACAAUUGUUGUCUUCCUGAUUGUGAACCUACCUUUUAUUCAGAACGGAUGGCUAGGAACUAUGCAAUAAAGCUUAUUGUUGAUCUUCAAGGAUUUGAAACAGGUGAUCUGAAACAAUCAAUAGAAACUCUUGUCGAUGUGAAUAUUGCUAGAGCAAGCCAGGAGGACUUGCAGUCCCUUCUUCAAGGAAUGACACUUACAGCGCUGUUUGAUUUGAAAAGGCAUGUUGGAAGCGUUUCUAACUUACUAGACUGGCCUUACGUUCCCCUUGAGCGUGUCCAAACGGCUGUGAUACAUGGGCAGGAUUUUUGCUUCACCACCACUCUUCUAGAGUGUUUGGAAAGUAAAGUGAUUCGCCGGACCCCUACACAUCUUCAGCAGAUUAGACCAAAAAAGCACAAAGAUGACGCAUCUUCUACAAUGCAUUAUGCCUUGUUUAAAACAACAGGAAAAACAGAUGAAAGCAGAGACCAUUUCUGGGCAAUGCCAGUCAUCAAAUAUGAGAAUCGAUACAGUGUCUGUUCAAUUCCAUUGCCUCUUUGGAAUAUGUCUGGUGGGCUUUCUCAAUCAUACAGCUUUGCGAACCAAGAAAAGCUAUGCCCCUUGGAUACUUCCUUUGAGAAUGAUAGGAAGGUGAUCCAACUUAGUCUGAUCAUUGAGCCUCUGUUCCAUCUUCCGCUACCUGUGUCCGGUGCUGUUGUCCAUCCAAGUAUGAAGAUUGCUGAUUUUCUAAAACUCAGACUCCUGUUUCCUUUCAAUUGGGAUAAUUUGCCAGAGCUCUAUACGAAAAUGUUCCUCAUCAGUAGUACAAGAAUCGCUUUGUUUGCUUGUUCAAAGAAGAAAGAGGAAAAGGUGUGGGAACUGACGAAGAAGCAUGGUUUUCACGAGGCAAAGGUCGAAGGAUGGAAUUUCAAAGCUUCAGAAAAUUGUAAAGAAUUCUUUAUGGAAAUACCUUCUGAGUUAUACGACUUCACGGUUCCGUGGUUUGGAGAAACUUAUCAGUCGAAUGACGACUAUUUGAACAUGGUUUUACGUGUUGAGCUUUGGUUAGUGGGUGCUGAGUUGAAAGCUACCAUCGGGGUACAUGUCCCUGUUCAAGUUUCAAGAGAUCCCAUUGAUGUUACUGAGCUUGGAGUCGUCCCCCCGUCCUACGCUGUAUUGGUGGAGAAGAAAGAAGAGCCACUCUUCGGUGCUAAUCGAGAAAUUGACAAUACAGGGUUUCUACGGCCCGCUCUUGGUCGGCCUGACACUCCUUUCCCAGAACGGUUUACCGAGUGGUAA
Candidozyma haemuli is the source of this 2094-nucleotide messenger RNA. RefSeq lists its product as uncharacterized. The record is from RefSeq and is a predicted model, not a curated record. Bases 1 to 2094 code for a protein of 697 amino acids. The transcript has 2 exons. NCBI's taxonomy places the organism in Eukaryota, Fungi, Ascomycota, Pichiomycetes, Serinales, Metschnikowiaceae.